AUGAAGAAGCUCUUGCCCUCUCUUUUCAAGAGCACCAAAGACACAAGUAUUUCUUCUUCCUCUGCUUCCUCUGCUUCUUCAUGGUCAUGGCCUUCUUGUCAGCAGCAGCCAAAGACUUUCUCUUUCCGAGUUGAAGAUAACAUAUUCAAGACGGUUAACUCAGUUUACAUUGAUGCCGGAGAUGUAGUCACAACACCGGAAUCGUCAAUGUUCACUAACUCGUCCGAGUCAGCAAGCUUCUCAACAGAGUCAGAGGUUUCAGGAGGAGGGGAAUGGAUUGAGACAGUGAUUCGUGGGUUACGAUCUGAGAGGUUAUUUUUUGAACCAGGAGAUUCAAAUUCGAUAUUAGAAGAAGCUAAAGCUGGUGGGUUUCCAUUCAAAGAGAGUUUAGUGUUGGCUAUGGAAUCGAAAGACCCAUAUGUGGAUUUUAGAACAUCAAUGGAGGAAAUGGUGGAAGCUCAUGGAUUGAAAGAUUUGGAAUGUUUAGAACAAUUGCUUUGUUGGUAUUUGAGGGUUAAUGGUACGAAAACCCAUGGUUUUAUUGUUGCUGCCUUUGUUGAUUUGCUUGUUGGGUUAGCUGAAACUGCUUCUUCCUCUUCUUCUUCUUCUUCUUCUUCUUCAUUAAAAAUUGAUGAGGAGAUUGUGGAGGAAGAUAUAGUCUUCCAAGUUCAGAGAUCUUUUUCCCUUUAA
Telopea speciosissima is the source of this 690-nucleotide messenger RNA. RefSeq names its product transcription repressor OFP13-like. The record is from RefSeq and is a predicted model, not a curated record. The coding region runs from base 1 to 690 and encodes 229 amino acids. Lineage: Eukaryota; Viridiplantae; Streptophyta; Magnoliopsida; Proteales; Proteaceae. The transcript has a single exon. Gene Ontology annotation, biological process: negative regulation of DNA-templated transcription.